AUGGUCGUCCCCAACGAACAUGUAAUUACCUACAAAUCUCAACCAUCGUGUAGAAGCAAACUUAUCACAACAAUCGACACCCAUCAAUUAGCCAAUGUGGGCUCACCGGUAACCGAAAAAGGACUGGUUAUUCAACUUCUCAGUGGCCUUAGUGAAGCUUACGGUGUUACUGCCACAAUUCUUCAAAGCCAGAAACCUUUCCCCAACUUCUACGAAGCCAGAUCUGCUCUUGUGCUUGAAGAAACUAACAAAGCCAACCGCCUUUCUACUGAUUCGGCCUUACUAACAGGUUCAGGUUCGGGUGCUAAUGCUUCUACUCAAGCACCCUCUUCGGGUUCCGGCGCUAUUCCCCACUCCUCCAACAAUCGUGGCAGUCGAGCUUGGGGUCGUGGCCGUGGUUGUGGUUCUGGCCAAUUUCAAAAUUGGUCCUCACCUCCGGUUGGAGCAUCAUAA
Helianthus annuus (common sunflower) is the source of this 453-nucleotide messenger RNA. RefSeq lists its product as uncharacterized. The transcript is spliced from 2 exons. Lineage: Eukaryota; Viridiplantae; Streptophyta; Magnoliopsida; Asterales; Asteraceae. The record is from RefSeq and is a predicted model, not a curated record. Bases 1 to 453 code for a protein of 150 amino acids.